UCGAACCAACAGCCACGUCGAACCCGGAGUGGUGGUCCAGGACUCUCGUAAUAUCAGCAUCUCGCGAUUUCGGAUAAAAUUCACCGUGUAUGAAACUCCGCAACACGAUAUCAUCGUUACCUGGAUUAUAGAUCGUCACGUUCCCCUCGUUCUUCCAACGACGGUCACGCUCUCGAUUGCAAUUUUCUUACACUUAAUUUGAUUUUUGUUUUUUUUUCCAUUUUUUAUAUUCUUUCCACUAAUUCGUUCUCUUCUCUCCAACGAGCAUAAAGAAGUUUUUUGACGCCGAUGCGACCAGUUAUUUUCACUCUCAACGUGGCGAUGGUCCCGCGUCGUUGACACGAGCGUUGAAUCAUCUUCCUCGAAGUUGUCCCCCGCAGGAAUCAACCGUGAUCGAAGUUGAAGCGCGUUGAAUUUCGCGCGCUGACGUUAGAAGUGCAUGAGUUCUUCGUCGACAGUUGUUUGAAAAUCUAAAUUUUCGUUCACAGCCGCACGCAAGAAUAUACAACAGGGAUGACGUUUCGUCGCAAGUGAUAAGUUUUUCUUUCCGUUUUUCUCCAUCGAAGAAAAUCACGAAAUCAAAAAUUGCAACGUGACGAAUUUCGUCGGACGAUGCGUCGCGAGGACCACGAUUACUCUCGUCACGUGACCACGUUCAUCGCUCGUAAAUAAUAGUGCAAGUGCAUCAACGCUGACGUUUUACAUUGCCGCACGUUAGUCGAAUAAAGUACAUGCGAUUGAAAGAUGUGCGACGAAUAAGGAUUAAGACAGAAAAUACGACGAACGAUUUUUAUCGAUGAAAAAACCCAGGUGAAUAAUGCGAUAUGUUUUUUUUCCCCUUAUGAGCGAGCGGAGGAUCCGUUUUACCGAGUGAAUAAAUUGCUGACGUAAAAUAAAUAAGCAUCAAUCCCUUUUCGCGUAUCUUCUUCGUUAUCAUCUCGUUACAGUGAAUGUAUGAGAUUAUCACCGCCGGAUCGGAAGAUCGUAAACAUUCGGCGCGUUCGGUGUUCCAAAAAUAUUCUUCGCCGUUGUGCGAAAGGUGUGCCCCGCCAACACACCCCCGAAACCAGCUUUCACCCACAACAGCGUCGAUGAGCGAGGGAUAACUUUGAAAGGAUAAUAAAAUUUUCUUCCUACCAUCUGCCGAACUUAAAUUUAAUUACGAAGGUGUACUCCGCUACGUUUUCAAGGUCGCACAGCAGAAGAUACCGCAGGACAUCGUAAUCUUUUUCACCCUCGUCAAUUAUCAACGUGAGCAAAAAAUUAUCCGGGAACGAGAGAUGAUGUGUAAAAUAAAGGAGGCCUCGAUGAUCGAGUGAAAUCUUAUCGCGCUUUCGACACACGUCACGCGUGUCCACUUUCUUCGUUGAAUUUUGUUUCUGUAUUUCUUUGCUUUGAGGGUAUCGCCGAGGUCCGUGGAACUCGAUAACUCGGUAACUUUUUAAAAGUUUUUUCGCACGAGAAGGAUCGGUGGCUUUAUUCGGCCGUUGUGUCUUCGUUUCUUUUUCUUUUUCUUUUUUAUUGUUGAAAAAAUUCUUUUUUCCUCUCUCAAGUGAGUGCAGAUGUUUUUUUCGUCACAUUCGUGAAACGCGCGCUCUUCGAGCACCGGCAAUCGUUUAUUUUCACAUUUGAAUCGUGUGCGAUGUAACAUCCAUCGGGUGAAAAAAAAUUGACAUGAUAAUAGUGUCGGGGACCGGCUGUCGUUAUGCCAAAAUUGGUGAAAAUGAAAAAACAAAGCAAGUAUCCCAAGGUCGGAUUAUUCUUCAAGAUACUAAAGGCCGGCGCUUUCUACGUUUAUCGCAACUUUAAACACGCGAUAAAAAACGAGAUUGUGUUUCUGUGACAAAACUGAAAUGAAAUAAAAUUGAAUAAAACAAAAAAAAAACGAAAAAAAUAGGUUACUUGAAAAAAAGAAAUUGAUUAAAACUUCACGAAUAGAAACUCGUGAUAAACCGCGUGUGAAUGAAAACAGGUGAAUCGAUUGUUGGAAAAUAAAAAUCAGUGAAAGAAAAAUCUAAAAAAAAAAAAAACAUAUAUCGCUGUGAAAAAGCCGAUUUACGUACGGGAUCGAUCGGAUGGUCGAUGAAUAAAGAUAACGAGCGUAAAAUUCAUCAAGUUUCAUAUCAAGGGGUGAAAGAGAAGAUCCUCGGUGAUAUCCGGCUGCCGUGAUAAAUUUGUCCGAAUUAGUAUCUCGGUUGAGGAAUUAGAGAUCCUGAGGAAACUGUAGACGUUAAUAUAAAGUGGGCAUGCAGAUGUACGUCGGCGUCGCGACGUUUGCCCGUUCUUGGUCGGUGGGCGAACCUAAUUUUCGCUUAAACCGCUAUCUGGGAUUUCGCCAAGCAAACUGUGCCACCCUCUUUACCGUCCCUCACCGGCAUGGGCAUCUCGCGACCGACUAAACUUUGGCUAUUUGCCUUUCAAAACGCUGACUUGAUAAUGUACCGCACCACCCGCCUAACUUUUAGCUACAAACUAUCCGCCGCCUGUUUUUGACGGUCCCGCCCCGAAGGAGAAGAAAGAAAGAGAAAAAAACAAAAACGUGCAUAAAAAAAAAAAAAUACAGUGUAAAUGGAUUAUCAGCCAGGAACUAGCGCAUGAGCUUCCGAGGAUAUAAAUUCAGGUUUGGAAGCCGACGUGACACGUGUAGGGGAAAUAAAGAACCUGAAACAAAUAAAAUGUCGGUAUUCCGGGCGCUCCCGUGGCGCAUGUUGUCCAGCAGUUAAUCGAUAAUCGAUAAUGAUAAUAGAAAACAUGAACGUGUUAAUGAGGAGGUGCAAUUCCUGCCUGGUCUGGAUGUUUUAUUUGCUAAUAUUUUUCACUCUGUUUUUAAUAUCGAGUGGCGAAUUGAGCUCGCGCAUAGUAAGGACAAAGUACGGCGAGCUUUCGGGAGUGAUUGUGACCUUGGAACGUUAUCUCGAAAGCGUUGAGGUUUUCAGGGGGGUGCCGUACGCCUCGCCACCGAUCGGUUCGCUGCGCUUCAUGCCGCCGGUUAGCGGCGCCCUUUGGCACGGGGUCAAAGUUGCCGACAAAUUCGGACCCGUUUGUCCGCAAAAACUACCCGAACUAAGUGAAAAAAUACCCAAGGGACGUUUAGAGUACCUCAGAAGGCUACUGCCCUACCUUCAAAAUCAGAGCGAGGACUGCCUCUACCUCAAUAUUUACGCUCCGGUUCAAGCGGGUUCGAGGGACGCCGGAGGUAGGAGAUAUCCGGUGAUUGUAUUCGUCCACGGGGAAAGCUACGAAUGGAGCAGCGGGAACCCAUACGACGGUAGCGUACUGGCCAGUUACGGCGGGGUCGUCGUCGUCACCAUAAACUACAGGCUUGGGAUUUUAGGAUUUCUCAACGCCAACACAGAUGCCCACCUUAGAUCGCCGGCGAAUUAUGGACUUAUGGACCAAAUCGCAGCGCUUCAUUGGAUCCAGGAAAAUAUCGCAUAUUUCGGCGGUGAUCCUGAAAACGUAACUCUUGUUGGUCACGGGACGGGAGCUGCCUGCGUCAACUUUUUGAUGACGAGUCCCGCGGUCCCCGAUGGGCAACUGUUUCAUCGAGGUAUUCUCAUGUCCGGAAGUGCUUUGUCCCCGUGGGCUCUAAUCAGAGGGGCCGCAGGGUACGCGAUGCAAGUCGCCAGACAUCUCAACUGUUCGGCGGCGGCUGGCGAACCCCAAGAUUUAUUGAAAUGUCUGCGAUACGUUCCGCUGAACGCCCUCCUAUCGGCACCGGUUCAAGGACUCGCGUUCGCUCCUGCCUUCGGCCCAACUAUUGACGGCGUCGUGAUCGAUCCUGGUGAUCCCGAUGACCAGGAUUUCACCCUACAAGUCGACACAAUAAACACCCUGAACAAUAUUCUACUGCGGAAAGACGUCGUGGCAAAAUUGUCCAGGUACGAUUUGAUGGUUGGAGUCGUCAGAUCGGAAGCUUAUUUUUCCCUGACCGCUGAAAACGCACAGUACGGUAUCGAAGCGGACAGAAGAACAGAAAUAUUGAGGGAAUUCGUACGGAAUACUUACACUUAUCAUCAGCCAGAAAUUUUGGCGACCAUUAUAAACGAGUACACCGAUUGGGAGCGACCGGUUCAACAUCCUGUGAAUAUAAGAGACGAGACCGUAGAAGCUUUGGGGGAUGCGAACACGGUAGCGCCGGCAACGAGAACGGCAGAUCUUCACAGCCAAUCGCACCGUAAUUCGUAUCUCUACGUAUUUGACUACCAAACAAAAUUCGGCGACUACCCUCAAAGACAAGGCUGCAUCCACGGAGAAGAACUACCCUACGUCUUCGGCGCUCCGCUCGUCGGAGGUCUCGCUCACUGGCCGAGAAAUUGGACAAGGGGGGAACUGACACUUUCAGAAAGCGUCAUUCUAUAUUUCACGAAUUUCGCACGAACCGGAAACCCCAACGAAGGGACACCGGAACCUGGAUCCUCUGGGUCGAGACCGGAGCGCACGAAAUUGAAAAAUAUCGAAUGGACCGCCUACGAAGCUGUCCAUAAAAAAUACCUCAGUAUCGAGAUAAAAUCAAAGCUGAAAAACCACUACAGAGCUCACAGACUGUCUUUUUGGUUGAACCUGGUUCCUGAUCUGCACAAACCGGGAUCGGACGACGUGCCUCGUUCUCAUCAUCUACUCGAUGCGGAACAGGUGCCCCCUCGGAUAAUCCAGCGAUUACCAACAACGGUUAGACCGACAACGCAGGAAGUGACGACGGAGAAGCCGCACAAUUCAUCGACCACUAGUCCCAGCGAGCUAGCUUUCGAAGAAACCACAUCCCAGCCCGAAGACGGUUUCGCUGCGUAUUCGACAGCAUUGAGUGUGACGAUAGCGAUCGGUUGUAGUCUCCUAAUUCUGAACGUUUUAAUCUUCGCCGGUGUUUACUACAAACGUGAUAAAAAUCAGCACAAUUGUCCAAAGAAACGUCAGGAGAACGGUCAAAUGCCGAAUAAUAUUUGCGGUGAGCUCGAAACUAAAACCGAACGACAUCACAUUCAGCACAUACCUCCCCCGGAGUUCGCCGACCUUCAAAAUAACUCGUGUCACGUACCGAUGCCGCCACCGCCGCCUAAAAACACAAAACCCGGUAAACAAGGACCAAAUUUAAUAAUUAGUCCGAAUCAAUUGCAACAAGAAAGUAUGGCCAUGGUAGGGAGUGGCGGAACGCUCAAAAAAGGUCACAAUCACCAACAGAUCAUGGAAGAAUUGAGGGUCUGACUUUAGGAGGAGGGAGAGUGCGAGGCGGCCAGGGUUAGGCGACGAAAAGAGAAUUAUUUUUUUGAUCCAAAAUGAAAUUUAUGUGAGAACACUUGUGAGAUUUUUGAGUCCGUUUUUCAGGGAACGGGACAUUAACCAGGAUAGGAAAGGAGUUUAUCCCGUCCGCUGUGAGAUUUGCUUUUUCUUCAAUGUCCUUCCUUGUUUCUGAGCAGUGAAAGAAAAGAUGAAAUAAAAUAACGACGCCUAACUCCAUUCUGUCCACAAAACGUCCUUCCAAAUCUAAUAAAAAUACGUAUUUUUCCUCGACGAUAUAAAACGAUGAAAACCAACAAAAAAAAAAACUCUUUUCGAAAAAUUGAAAAUAAUGAAGAACUAUACAUAUAAUUUUGAUUGAUAUGAAUAAAAUUAAUCGCAACUUUACGAUUGCAGUUGAUACGUUUUGCUCGCCCUCUGCCAAAAUUCACUUUGAAGUAAGGACUCGCAAUGCGUGGUACGUGGUCAUUUUCGUCGUGUCCCGAACUGAGUAUUUUAUCAUAUUGCAAUAAUGAUUACCGGAUUUUUAGAGUAUAGUGAGUUUGUUUUUCACAAUUUUUCAAAUAAUCACAUAAAACGAGUGCAAUAUAUAUCGCAAUUCUAAUGAUCACUGAUUGAUUAAUCAUCGAUACGUCAAGGACACGACGUUGAUCGUUACUAAUUUGAUAUCGACACAAUUUAUGGCAGUCGGAUUUUUCGUAUUGAUCUGUGAUAAUACAUAAAAUAAAAUAAAAUAAAAUAAAAGGAUAAAAUAAAAUGAAGAUAAAAUAACUAAAACGAGGACUGACUUGAUUAGUGAAAAUGUUCACGUAUUUCAUUCUGUUUUACUCUUUUUUAUAGGAAAAGAAAAACAAAUUGGUUCUGAACAUUUUUCCGCGAUCAUAUUCUGUGUUUCAAAAAUUUUACAGACAAUGAAAUAGCAUUUUUUUCUUCUUUCUUUCGAAAAAAAAAAAAAUCGAUAAAUAUCUUUCCAACUACUGCCAAAUAUAUAAAUUCGAUUAUAAACAAAUGUAUAUGUAUAUUAUACUGUCCACAUGGCGUGUGACUUCAAUUACGUCUAUUUCUAUUAUUAUACAAAUAAUUAUGAGAAGAAUAAAAGUUCAUUAGCUAGACGGUCGAUUCACCAACAUUUUUAUAAUAUCAAUUGAAUGUAUAUGAAUGAGAGGAGAAAAAAAAAAAGAAAAAAUAAUCAUUCUAUAUUAUUAAUUAACAUGGAUUAUUUGUAUAAUUAUAAAUCGCUGUACUAACUAUUUUCAUUAAAAAUAGUUGUGGGCAUAAUAAAAUACUAUGUAUAAUAUAAAUUCAACAUACUUAUUAGUCGUUAUUCGAAAUGAAUAAACGAACUAAAAAUCUUGGAACGUUGCGAUGAAAAAAGACUAAAACCAAAAACGAAACUUCCUGAGUGGACGCAAAAUGAAGAAAAAAGAUAUCCGAGUGUAAAUUGCAAUGACGAACAUUAAUCAAGUACGAGAUACCGAAUCGGUUUUAAUGAGCGCCUAGUGAAUUAACAUAUACAUAUAUACAUGUAUAGUUCUAUUACGUACGUAAAAUAAUAUUAAUAGUAAAAAAAUAAUAAUAACAUAUUGCGCGAUGCGAGAAACAAAAAAAAAAAAUAAGUGAAAAAUUAAAAGUUAUAAUUGUUACCAACAUGAUUUUAAUCAGAACUGUUGAUAUAGUGACAUUGUAGAUUGACGAUGAAAAAAAUUUUUAAUAAUGAAAAAGGGAGAUGAAAUAAAAUCGAAGAAGAAAAAAGUUAUGUAAAUAUAAUUGCCACUGGAAAAAGAUAAAAAUUAUAUGUAACGAGAUUUGUGAAAUAUGUGAGAGAGAUGUAGAAAUUGACAGAUAUGAUGUAUAGAUCGAUGUUGUCGAUCUGUAUUCUCGGGUAGUAAAAUCAGUAGGGAUAAGAAAAACAGAGAAUGGGAGUGUUUCGAAGAGCAACGGGGUCCGCCAUUAUUGGCAGUCCCUUUCAUGUGUUGUGCUCUACUUCGAGAACUACGCAUUCGAUGGAUUGUUAUUUGAAAACCAAAAAUUGAAUAAACGAUAGGCGUAAAUAUUGUAAUACAUAUAUAUUUAAUGAGUAUGAACUUGAGAGAAAAAAAAAAAAACAAGAAAAAAAAACAUUGUAAAUAACUGAUAUCGUAAUAAAAGUAUAUUAUAUUAUUAUUAUUAUCAAUGGUGAAAUGAAACAAGCAAAAUAAUAAUAAUAAUAAUGAUAAAUAAAUAAAUAAAUAAAUGAUCUGAAAUAAAUUAAAUAAGAAAUUUGAAAUGUUAAUUUUGGAAUAUUAAUUAUGUAUAUUAUAUUAUGAAUCACCUGCAGAAAUCAAACAGCUCAUCUGUAUGGGAGAAUAUAAUAAUAAUAAAAUAUAUCCGAUUAUUAUAUA
Molecule: messenger RNA, 7616 nt
Organism: Athalia rosae (coleseed sawfly)
Lineage: Eukaryota; Metazoa; Arthropoda; Insecta; Hymenoptera; Athaliidae
Gene: NLG-3
Product: neuroligin-4, Y-linked-like
Exons: 11
Coding region: 2737-5202 (821 amino acids)
Biological process (GO): chemical synaptic transmission; postsynaptic membrane assembly; presynaptic membrane assembly
Cellular component (GO): cell surface; synapse; postsynaptic membrane
Molecular function (GO): signaling receptor activity; neurexin family protein binding
Source: RefSeq, a predicted model, not a curated record